Messenger RNA from Arabidopsis thaliana (thale cress), 1050 nucleotides. RefSeq lists its product as uncharacterized. The coding region runs from base 195 to 758 and encodes 187 amino acids. The transcript has 2 exons. The record is from RefSeq and is marked reviewed. NCBI's taxonomy places the organism in Eukaryota, Viridiplantae, Streptophyta, Magnoliopsida, Brassicales, Brassicaceae.
AAAAAAAAAAAACUUAGAAAAAUACGGGUUGUUUGAAAAUGACAGAAUAGACGACUCUCGUUGCAUUGAAUUUGAGUGAACCCCACACUCUCUUUCAAGUCUCAACGGCCAUCUCCAUUCUCUUCUAUCUCUUCUUCACAAAACUCUUUCACCCAUUUUUCCUCCAUUAAACAACAAACGACCUCGUAAGAAAAAUGUCAAACAUUUCCCCAAUCUUCUCCAUCUCCAACUCUCAACAUUUCAGCGACUAUGGCUUCGAUCCCCAACUCCACUACUUUCAGGUUAUGGAAGAAGCGAGGAAGCAUAAGAGAGAAACGUCAUCAAAAUCAUACACGAACGGUCUUCAAUUCAAGAUCCAGAAACCCAUUUCAAAAGACAACCCGACCCGGUCCACAAUGCACAACGACAAGAAGAAGAAACGGUGUUGGUGGAAGAAAGCUCUCCCUUUUUUCAAAUGGCGGAAAUGGCCAAUCUCCACCGUCGGCGUGAACGAAGAUCGUAGGGUCAGGAACUUUCGCUCCGUAACCGGGUCCAUGUCAAUGUCGGGUCCGAUUUACGCAACGGAGAGUCUAAUAAGUGGGUCGAACACACCGUAUCGUACAACAACGAGUAAACCUUCGUCGGGACCUAUAGCGGGAACAUUGACGCCGGCGAGGAAAGGUGACGUGGCGAUUCCUUAUCUGAGCUUACGAGAGCUUAACAUGGAGCAGCCACAGAGGAUUUCUAUCUCUUCUUCCCCAAUUUACUUGGUCACGUAAAAAGUUAACAACUCCUUACAAAAAGAACAAUUUAACUUUUCUUUUUGGUCGGGGAAAAAUAUUCAAUAGAAAAAUGUGAUGUUUCAUCUAUCUUUUCAAAAUUUGGUGAAAGCUGCAAAGUUUCAUCUAUCUCACGUGAAUCAAUUUAGUUGCCUCUUUUUAUAGAUAAUAGAUACAUGCAUGCUUGUAUUUAACAACUUCUGAAUAAUCAUUAUUUGGAUUUUUCAAGUCGUGAUGGUCGAAAGUGACUGGAACCGGUAAGAGUGGAUAUUCCUUUGUCUUGCACGACUCC